UUGGGGGGCCGAGGGAGAGCCGUGGAGGAUGACUCAGCAGGGAGCUGCUCUGCAGGGUUACAAUAAUGAGCUAGUGAAAUGCAUCGAAGAUUUAUCUCUGCAAAAAGAAGAGCUGAACAAACAAAUACAGCAAGCAGAAGAGGAAAAGAAUAAGCUCCAGCAUCAAAUCCAAGUCCUGAAUGAGCAACUGGAGUGUGUAUGUGAAGACCUGGCCCAAAAGGUAGCGUCACGGAAUGAGCUUGAUAAAAUUCUUGCUGAAACGGAAGCUGCUUACAUGAAAAUUUUGGAUAGUUCUAGAACUUUGCUUAAUGUCCUGAAGAAGGAGGUGGGAAGUUUAAAGAGUACACCAGAACUGAAAAGCCAUGUAACCUGAAUCUGGCAAAUGUUUGGACUCUACAGUACUGAAAUUCCACUAGGUGAGAAAAUGUGGUUAGCCACAGAGCUUCCAACAGCAGUAUAACCGGAAGGGGACUCUACUCCAGUUUUUCCAUGU
Tinamus guttatus (white-throated tinamou) is the source of this 493-nucleotide messenger RNA. NCBI's taxonomy places the organism in Eukaryota, Metazoa, Chordata, Aves, Tinamiformes, Tinamidae. The record is from RefSeq and is a predicted model, not a curated record.